AUGCCAGUCGACGCCGGUGUCCACGACCGAGGCACGUAUUUCAGCAACUACAGCAGUAUUCACUCCAUCGACGCGUACGUCGGCCGUCAACAAGUCAUGUACACGCCUGGCUCAUCACCGCCCGUCAAUCGUCGCGCCAAAGGAAGCUCGAGGUUCAGAACAAAGCAGAACACAGUGUCUCAGUCGAUCAUGAUGCCCGCCAAUAUGCCGAAUUCCUCUCAGAUUCUCCCCGAGCGUGGAAGUCUACGCGAUGUUCAUGUACACUACAACAUUCCUGCCGACGAGAAGCAGAUUGUUGCGUCACUGCGAGCUCUUCAAGAGCAACUCGACAAUGCGCUGGUACAGAUCUCGGACCUUACUAAGGAACGCGACGAUGCGCGACAUGAGCUCAAGCGGCUUCGAGAGACUACAAAGAAGAGAACAUCAUUUGCGAAGCGAUUCGAUGAGGAAGAGCACUCUCACAUCGAGGAAGAGCUAUUCGAUCUGAGCAGAGUGUCAGACUCACCAAAGCUAUCUCCGCAGCGCAUUCAGAAGAGUACUGCCAGCAAGUCUACACAGAAGACCACAACAGACAAAAACGCUCGACUGAUCUCCCACAUCUCCUCUAAGAGAGUCGCCUCACACUCUCCCAACCACGACCGUCACAUGAGCAAAGACAACGACGACAAGCGCAGCUCCAAACGUGCCAUGGUCCAAGACACCGAAGAGAGCCUCAACGCCGACAUCACGGCUGCCUCUAACAUCUCGCGACGCCGACGUCCUUCUCUCGACGACAACAUGACUUCUGCCUACAUCAUACCUGAUAUCACCCUCGCCCUGAAGCACCAACAGCAACAGCAUGCUCAAGAGCAACAGAAGCGGAAGUCCUCCGAAAAAGCAGGCGCUCUAUCUACCCAAGCCCAAGCAAUCCUCCACGAGCACGACCCCCAACAUAUUGCUUCGUGCGAUGUCUGCCAACGCCUCACCCACACAAAUAAGACCAAGCCCACCAACGCACGAGCCAACUCCGAGCCUCCCAAAUCGUCCACCGCUAAGGCCGGCGAGUACACCGCCCAUCUCAACAUCAUGAUGCGCGACAUGGCUCUUGACGAACUCACCGCCCGCCCCAAGAUCCCGCCUACGCACGCACUGGCCCACAUGAAGAAGCUGCUGAAUGAUCAGUACGAGCAGGCGAAGGAGAAGCACGGCAUUGCGUGGGAGCGAUACGAUGCGAUCGACGCGCCGCAGCAGAGUAAGAAGCAUAGCGCUAUCGCGGAAGAUUUGAGGGUUCAUGCUGCCAAAAUGGAGGAGUGCAGGGUUAACCUGGACCAGUUGAGGGAUGUUGAGGAGGGAAUGAAGAGGAGUGGCUAA
Messenger RNA from Cyphellophora attinorum, 1350 nucleotides. RefSeq lists its product as uncharacterized. The record is from RefSeq and is a predicted model, not a curated record. The coding region runs from base 1 to 1350 and encodes 449 amino acids. Lineage: Eukaryota; Fungi; Ascomycota; Eurotiomycetes; Chaetothyriales; Cyphellophoraceae. The transcript has a single exon.